AACCACGCGAUGAAUCAUACUUCCUCUAACAGUCAGGCCUCCACUCUGCAUUCAUUCUCUCGGAAGACAGAUGGCGGGUGCAAAAGUCACAAAACUGCAGAAUCAGCUGAAUCAGCAACAACAGCUGAGCUCAGUACAGCUGAGAACAAAGAGUUCACAGAACUGUGGAGAACGUCUGAGUCAGUCCAAGUCCAUGGUCCUUCAGGACUCUGACCUUCCUGAAAAACCGAUCUCUCGCCAUCGCAGAAAUCAGUCUCAGUACAGUGUAAUUGUGGGAGGAGCUACAGCAUUUGAAACACAGGGGGACUUUGGAGGUGAACAGCUGAAUGUGACAAAGAUCUCAGAGAGGGGUAAGAAACAGAGAAAGAACUGGACUUUGAUGUGGUCAGUGUUGAAAUCAGACCAACUGCUGUUUUACAAAGACAGACAACAAAUCACAGCUCUGAAACCAGAUGGGAGGACUGAUGUGGUUCAGCUGUGGGGAGCUGUUAUUGAGUGGAUUACAGAAAAGUCAAGCAGGAAAAAUGUGUUCCAGAUCACAACAAACACAGGAAGUGAGUAUCUGAUUCAGGUUGACAAUUUCUCGACUGCCAACAAAUGGUAUGAUGCCAUUAAAAGGGCCAUCGACUCCUCAACUAAAGCAGAUUUUCAUCUGCGGAGAUCAAACAGUACAGAGAACCUGCACAGACACCGCUCUCUGCCUGGAUAUGGCUCCACCUCCACAAAUACCAAACCAUGCAACCUGGGUCACAGACGUUCUAUCAACAUGUUCAGCAGCUCAAAGCUGAAACACAGUUCAUCAGACAUUACCGACAAGAACGGGGUGAAGAACAGACUGAGGAAGUUCAUAAGUCGACGUCCGUCCAUAAAGACGCUGCAGGAGAAAGGCCUCAUCAAAGAUCGAGUGUUUGGCUGCAAACUGUCAACUCUCUGUGAACGAGAAGGAACCAUUGUGCCGAAAUUCAUCCGAAUGUGUUUGGACGCAGUUGAUAAACGAGGUUUGGAAGUCGACGGUAUUUACAGAGUCAGUGGAAAUUUGGCCACUAUUCAGAAACUUCGCUUUAUCAUCGAUCAAGAGGAGCAGCUGGACCUUGACCAGCAUCAGUGGGACGAUGUCCAUGUCAUCACAGGAGCUCUGAAGAUGUUUUUCCGUGAACUUCCAGAACCACUGUUUCCCUUUAGCUUCUUUCAGCUGUUUGUGGAUGUGAUCAAGAUCAAAGACUCCAAACAAAAAGUUCAGGCUUUGAAGAAACUGAUCCAUGAGCUGCCAAGAGUCAACCAGGAAACUAUGAAGCUGCUCUUCACACACCUGAACAGAGUUUUAGAAUUCUCCAAGAAGAACCUGAUGUCCACUCAGGGCAUGGCCAUCGUGUUUGGACCAACACUGAUGUGGCCGGAGCUGGACGGAGGAAACAUGGCGGUCAACAUGGUCUUUCAGAACCAGGUCGUAGAGUUGGUCCUCCGGGAAAGUCCAGAAAUCUUCAAUCCAGACAGAAAGUGACAAAUAAAUGAAAAACAAACAAA
This is a messenger RNA of Solea senegalensis (Senegalese sole), 1524 nucleotides long. It is a transcript of the gene arhgap15, whose product is annotated as Rho GTPase activating protein 15. The transcript is spliced from 13 exons. The record is from RefSeq and is a predicted model, not a curated record. Gene Ontology annotation, biological process: signal transduction; regulation of GTPase activity. The coding region runs from base 71 to 1501 and encodes 476 amino acids. Gene Ontology annotation, cellular component: cytoplasm. Lineage: Eukaryota; Metazoa; Chordata; Actinopteri; Pleuronectiformes; Soleidae.